AUGCGUUGCCUUAAAGACGUACCCGAUGCCUCCCUUCGGACCCGGCAGCUAGUUGUGUCGGAGCCGGCUGGGAGCUCCGUCGUUCGCCUUGCGCCCGCUAUUGGAACCGGACAAGACUCUACCUCGAACUGCCACAAGCCCACAGCCCAUCGUAUUUGCCCCUGGGAGUCUAUGGCGACAGAACGCUUUUCAUCUUCUGGCGGCGGUGAUGCGACCGAACUUCUCGGCGCCCAAGUCGCCACAUCCCCUGUCACUAGCCUCCCUAUGCCUACUAACGCACGCCCGGAAGCCCGGCGUUUCUGCAUACAGUUGUACGCAAAGGGCCGGUCUGACACAGCACAAGACCAUAACCGAUUUGCAGACUUUGUCACCGAGAACCUUGGGCAUCUCGGACCCAGCUGGGCCAUUACUGCGGAGCCGCCUCCCGCCUGUCGGAGGGCUCCUCAAGAGAUUCUCCUGGUGCAGAAGUACCGCCAGCGUCAACAGGCUGGGAGUAACCAGACCAAUGCAGCUAUGAGAUCAUGGCCGGCGCCAGCGGAUACCACCUGGUCAAGGACUGUUUGGAAAGACCUGGAGAAUCUCGCCAAUGCCUUUACAAACGCAGCCUCGACUCCGCCGUGGGUACGAGGUCAACUACGGACGAUUGCCCAGGCGAGACGUGCUCUACUCGCGUCCCUUAGACCACUCGAUGCCGCGUUCAAUGAGGCCAAAGGCUGGGUGCAGGCUUGGUCUACUAGGGGCAAGGUUACGGAUACCGGAGAACAGCUAUCCUCUGAGGAAGUAAUCCAGUUCGCUCAGCUCAUCGGAAGCUUGUCCCGCAGCGCAGACGAUACAGCCGCUGUCCUGGACGUUCUCUCACCGUUACUCGACGAAAGAUACAUCCUGCCCGAAGCAGCCAAUACUUUCUCGGCCGUCACUGGCGCUGUAGUUGCCCUGGCCGUGGCUUUCUUCUGGUGGAACCCUGUGGGUUGGACUGCGGGCGCUUUAGGGACUGCCGCAUCGUUCGUCGCUGCGCACGGCACGGCAUCGGCCGUGACGAUCGGUGCCGGCGGUGUCACGGCGGCCGUAUGUGGUCUCAAGGCCAAGAUUGGCCAUGAUCAACGCAGGCUAAUGGACGAAGUUCGCAAUGCCAAAGCGACAUACCAAGAUCAGAAGAACUACGUUCUGCGCACUCUCGUCCUUAUCCUUGUUGGGGAAGAACAGUUUCAGCAUCUUGGGCACCAGGAUCAGAAAAAUAUUUGCGACAGAAUGGGCAUCCAGAUUAGCCUUUUGGGAGAGAACGGAUUCAAAGCCGGGGCGCUCAAGACGAUGUGGGAGGAGCUGGAGAAGGCUUACAAUAGCUACUGCAGUAGCCUUCGCGCAGCGGCAGUCGUUAUUGAGUCGAGUCAAGGCGGGGAGUAG
Molecule: messenger RNA, 1401 nt
Organism: Chaetomium strumarium
Lineage: Eukaryota; Fungi; Ascomycota; Sordariomycetes; Sordariales; Chaetomiaceae
Exons: 7
Coding region: 1-1401 (466 amino acids)
Source: RefSeq, a predicted model, not a curated record